Phaedon cochleariae (mustard beetle) is the source of this 2004-nucleotide messenger RNA. Lineage: Eukaryota; Metazoa; Arthropoda; Insecta; Coleoptera; Chrysomelidae. The record is from the annotation of a GenBank genome assembly.
AUGAGCACCCUAUCUUUGAAAUGUCCUUUGUGCUGUGAUGAGCAGUUUUCUUCCUAUGAUUCACUGAAAUAUCACAUCUUGGCAGUUGUUGAAAAUGUACUCUGUCCUGCUUGUAACAUGAGAUUUGAAAAUGUUUUGGAAUUGGCUGAACAUGUUGGAAGAGAAUGCAAGGAAAAAGAUGAUGUUUCUACACCAGUUGAUGUCGCUUUGGUUAAACAAGAAAUUCCCAAGAUUGAUGAUCCUUCCCAAUGUGGGACUGAAACAGAAGCACCUAUUGCAGCUGGUGAGAUAGAAUUGCAAGGAAAUGAAGUACAAUCCAUUGGUGAAAACAAUCCAGAAAACAUGUUGGAUGUUGAUAAAAAUGCAGAUUGUAGGUACAUGUGUGAAAUGUGUAAUAAUAUGGAAUUCACCUCUGUCCAAGAACAUUUGGAUAAGUAUCAUGAAGGAGAAGAUGUUGUUUUGGAUACAGGAGAGAACGGAACUGAAGACACCCAACAAGAAGAAACAGAAGAUAACACUUUCGAAAUAGAAGACAGCGUCGAAUCACCGAACGAUCUCGACAUGGAAAUGCCCGACGCAGAAUCCGAUGAUGGUGGGAAUAAAAAAGAAGAGUUCAUUCGGGGCGGUCGAAAAAUCAACGAAUUUUGGUUGAACGAGCAUUCCAAUGAAAUUCCCAUCACGGAAUAUUAUGUGAUGACCGACGGACGGAUAAUAAAAAUCGGCGAGGAAGAAGCUAGCAGGAUAGACGACAGGAAUUCUGUUAUUGAAAUCCACCAGUGUCCCAGGUGCUUCCUGCAAUUUCCCAAAAUGGACCAUUACAUGAAACACAUCUGCAAUCCGGACAAGUCCAAUGACAAUUUCAAGUGCGCCCAUUGCAGGGCCGUCUUCCACAACUACCAAUCCUUGAAUGCGCAUAUGCGAAUUCACAUACCCAAGGACGCGGAUGCCAAGGAGAAGCGCAUCGUGACUUUGGGCCCCCACCCCUGCGACGAAUGCGGCACCACUUUCCCCUCCUACAAGAGCAUGAAGCUGCACCAAAGGAUGCACGACCCGAAGGCGGCGGCAGCCAAGUGCCGGGGGGCGAUCGCAAAGGGGGGCGCGAACGAUAAGACCCCCAUGGGGGUGCUGCGGCAGAUGUUCGUCUGCAACAUUUGCACCAUGACGUAUGACAAGCAGUACGAGGAGAUACACAUGAGGUCGCACAAAAUCGAAGAGAGCUUCAACUGUAUGACGUGCAACAGGAAAUUCGACACAAAAGAGAAUUUGGAGAUGCACUCUCGCGUCCACAGCAACGUCAAAAAGUACGUCUGCUCCUAUUGCAAGAAACCCUUCGCCACCGAAGAAGCCUUAAAAGAGCAUGUCACCGAGGAGUGCAGAGACCGAAACUACGAGUGCCAGUACUGCGGCCGGCGAUUCUCUCGUCCUCACGAAAAAGUCAAACACGAGCGGAUCCACACGGGCGAGAAGCCGCACGUGUGCCAAAUAUGCGGCAAAUCCUUCCGCGUCAGCUAUUGCCUCACUUUGCAUUUGCGCACGCAUUCCGGCGACAGGCCGUACGAGUGCAAGCUGUGCGACAAGCGGUUCAAGUCGUACAGCGUCUACAAUCAUCAUCUGUUGACGCAUUCCGAGGUCAGAGCUUAUAGGUGUCCGUACUGCCCUAAAGCCUUCAAGACUGCAGUGCAAUGGGCCGGCCAUCGAAACAGCCACACGAAGCCUUUCAAUUGCAAAGAAUGCAAUCGACCGUUCGCCUCGCUUUAUGCCGUUAAGGCGCAUAUGGAGACACACAAGAGAGAGAACAACCUGCGGUUCGACUGUUUCGUGUGCGGCGCUACCUAUGCCAGAGACUACGCUCUGCGCGACCACGUGAAAAGCCAACAUCCGGAGGCGGCGCUGGAAGAAACGGCGGAACAAGGCGUCGACGUCGAUCGCGCCGAGACGCUCGACAGCACCGAGCUGAUCGAGCACGAGAUGGUGCAAGAGGACGAACAGAAGACGGCUUCUUGA